ACAAAUCGAAACGCGGUCGGCAAACAAUUUACGCCUCAAAAACUCGUAAAAAACAUGUUAAAACGUGAAGUUUUCAAUGAACAUGUGCAUCGUAGUGCAGUCCGGUUUCAUUGUGACAACGGAAGCAGUGAAAUUUACACCUACGGGCAGCUGUGGAACGCGGCGAAAGUUGUGCAGAAAGUUAUCGAGAAAUGGCAGGAGCCGGGCGUUGUUGUUGGUGUGGCGCUGAAACAUUCCCCGGCGCUGGUUGGGGUCCUGUGUGGAAUUUGUUUAACGAAAUCUGCAUUUUGCUGCUUAAAAAUACACAAAAAUAUUGAGAAAUACCAACCUGCUCAUUACUUUGCCUACCAGCACGAGCUCGCUAGCCUCCAAAAGAAUCACAACUUCGAAAUCCUCGAAUAUCUGUACAUACUCAGCGAACGUGUAGUUCUGCUUCGCAUCAAAACCGAAACCCUUCCUCCUCCGCUAAAACCCCAGGACAACAUUGCGUACUGCGUAGUCACUUCCGGCAGCACCGGAACACCCAAAUUCGUGCGAGUUCCCACCCAAUGUAUCCUCCCCAACCUGGAGGAACUACAGCAGAUAUUCCGUCUAACGGCCGAUGAUCGUAUCUACGCUUCGGCUUCACCACCCUCGUUCGAUCCCUUUAUAGUAGAUGUCUUUCUCGGAUUGAGGUGUGGUGCUUGUCUGGUUCUUGUCGAGGAAACGAUUCGACUUGACGGUGAUCGCUUGCUGAAGGUACUGUUUGGUGAGGGUGGGAUCACCUUUCUGCAGAUUACUCCGUCGCUGUUGCGACGCUGGAGCUGGACUAGUUUGGAGCGCAUUGUGCUGGGUGAAGGGAGUCCGCUGAGAUGCCUCGUGUUGGGAGGGGAACCGUUUCCGGAUGGUUUGGACAAACUGAAGAAGAGUGGGCUGAGGAUAUUCAACAUAUACGGCAUAACGGAGAUGUCUUGCUGGGCGACCAUCGAGCAGGUACUUCUCGGAUGCGAAGGUCAGGUGGCUUUGGGAACACCAAUAGAUGGUAGUGUUGAGCUGGAGUUGCGUGACGUGGAAACGGCAGAGAUUGUUGAUUUGAACUCGACGGAGUGUGUUCGAGGAGAGCUCUAUUUGGGCAGUCGAGUCCGCAAGUGCCUGGUUGAUGGCGAGGAGGGAAUGCUAGAGAGUGAGGAUGUUCUGUAUCGAAGGACUGGAGAUUUGGUGGAACUGAGAGCUGAUGGCAAGUACUAUUACCUGGGUAGAUGUGACGACAUGGUUAAGCGAUUCGGUGUUCGAGUCAGUUUAGCACAAAUUGAGCAGGUAGGUGAUCGAUACCAGGAAUUAACGAAGAGCUUCGCAGUUUUCGAUGAGACUAGUCACAAGUUACUGCUACUUUACACAGCGAUUGAUAAAGAGUUUGACGAGCAAUCGUUGCGACAGUAUCUUCGAGUAAAUCUACUGGAAAGUCAUCAUCCCGAUGAACUCCUACAAGUUCAAAGCUUUCCACUAACCGCUCAUGGAAAGAUCGAUAGACAACUGUUGAAGAAGCGAUACUUCGAUAAAGCUGACGUAGACACCUCAAAGAAUCUUCAGGAUUUCUUCGUUGAACAGCUGCUCAAACUACUAGGAAUUCAGCUGAACUUCAGCCUUAAAGAUCAUGCUACAAAGCGAGCCAAGCUCGAUCGCGAAUGCUCCUUCGUUGACGCCGGUGGAACUUCGAUGCAGGCAGUUCAGCUCGUCACGUCGGUUCAGGACCAGUUCAGCGUAGGUAUACCUAACUUGAUCGGGAUGCUGUUGGACAAAACCGUUUCCCUGAAAGAGGCCGCAACAUAUCUGGAUGAUGUUCGUUGCGGAUCAGAUCCACCACCUUCGAAGUCAACGCUGAGGAUCGAAGUCGCGAUCGAGUUUAGAUUCGACAUGGGCAAGUGCAUCGACGCUACUCCAACCAUAUUCAAGAGCGUGAAAAGAAAUCGAACGAUCGUUGCCGUUGGAAGUCACUCCCACAGGGUGAUCGUGCUGGAUUUGGACAGCGACGAACUGGUAUCGGAACUGGUACUUCCCGAUCGUGUCGAGAGUUCGGUUAGUUUUCUAGCAGAAACGGGUUGCGGUUUGGUUGGUUGUUACGAUGGACUGCUGUACUGUUUUGACCUGUGGAGUGGCGCGAUUCGGUGGAAGUUUGACUCUGGAGGCAUGAUCAAGUGCAAAGCGCUGGUAGGCGAUUCGAGGAUCAUCUUUGGAAGCUACGCUGAGAAUUACAACCUAUUUGCGUUAGAUUUGGGAGGAUCACUCGUAUGGAAGCUAUCAAUUGGGAAGAAAGGUAUUCUAUCCUCGCCGAUCUCGCUGUCCAACGGAACAGCAUUCGUGGCUACUUUGGACGGAUCGUAUUGCUCCUUCGCUACAGCAGAUGGCACAAUUCAAUGGUCUGGAAAACUCGAAUCUCCGGUAUUUGCGACUUCCGUCUUUGUGGCUCGUAGCGAGGCGAUUUUGGUAGCUGAAGUAAGAGGACUGUUGCAUUGUUUCUCAUGCCUAGAUGGAUCUCAGCUUUGGCAAAUUUCGGUCAAUGGAAACAUUUUCUCCACACCAACAGUAAUACCACAAACAGACCACGUAGAUAUUGUGUUUGGUUGCCACGAUAAGCAUCUCUACUGCUACAGUUGGAAGGAUUGCGCGAGUCAUGAACCGCCUGAAUUAAGGUGGAAGUUAAGAUUGCAGUCACCCGUAUAUGCAGGGCUAGUUAUAACGAACAAUGUAAUUGUAGCUUGUAGUACUUCUGGUUAUAUUAACAUGAUCUUUUGGACUAAUGCUCAGCUAGUGGGAAUGAUAAAGCUGGAAGGAGAAGUUUUUUCAACGCCAGUUAUUGGUUCGUUAGAUGUUGUUUACGUUGGUUGUCGCGAUAAUUAUCUCUAUAAGUUAGAUAUAAGUGGACUAAGUGAUUUGGAAAAAUAAUGAUCAGGUGCAAAGUAAAA
Molecule: messenger RNA, 2942 nt
Organism: Culex quinquefasciatus (southern house mosquito)
Lineage: Eukaryota; Metazoa; Arthropoda; Insecta; Diptera; Culicidae
Gene: Aasdh
Product: beta-alanine-activating enzyme
Exons: 4
Coding region: 55-2922 (955 amino acids)
Biological process (GO): amino acid activation for nonribosomal peptide biosynthetic process
Molecular function (GO): protein binding
Source: RefSeq, a predicted model, not a curated record